Molecule: messenger RNA, 1551 nt
Organism: Orbilia oligospora ATCC 24927
Lineage: Eukaryota; Fungi; Ascomycota; Orbiliomycetes; Orbiliales; Orbiliaceae
Exons: 9
Coding region: 1-1551 (516 amino acids)
Cellular component (GO): nucleus; cytoplasm
Molecular function (GO): mRNA binding
Source: RefSeq, a predicted model, not a curated record
AUGCUGAUUGAAGGUGGUUCUACGUACCGACAGCGCGACAGAUCUCGCUCGCCAUAUCGCGAACGCAGCGCUCGGAGCCCAAGACACCGCCGACGCUCUUAUUCACCUCGAAGCCGGUCUCGCAGUCGGGAUAGAGACGAGUACCGGAACCAGCGGAGAGACAAUAGGUCACGGAGCCCUAUGACCGGGAGCGGAAACCAAGGAGGGUAUUCUGGUCAUCACGGUGGAAGAGGAGGUCCACCACGCUCAUUCGAGGAUCGCGCUGCGGCAAAGGAAGCAAUGAUGCAAAGCGUUCGCGAAAGCUCUCAACAGGACCGACGCGUCUACGUCGGCAACCUUUCUUACGACGUCAAAUGGCACCAUUUGAAAGACUUCAUGCGACAAGCCGGCGAAGUCCUUUUCGCUGAUGUUCUCUUAUUACCGAAUGGAAUGUCGAAGGGAUGCGGAAUUGUGGAAUACGCUACGAGAGACCAGGCUCAAAACGCUGUCAACACCCUCAGCAACCAAAACCUUAUGGGUAGACUAGUAUAUGUUCGAGAGGAUCGCGAGGCAGAACCGAGAUUCACUGGGCCUCCCGGCGCCGCAAGAGCUGGAGGGCCCGGUGGUGGUGGCGGCGGCGGAUAUAACGGCGGCGGAUACGGCGGCGGCAGCGGAGGGGGUGGUUACAACUCGAACAACUCGAUUGGUGCCUCAUCCGGUGGAGCUGGUGCCGCUAGCGGCGGAGCUGGCGGUCGCCAAAUCUUCGUAUCAAACUUGCCCUUCCAUGUCGGGUGGCAAGACCUCAAGGACAUGUUUAGGCAAGCUGGUUCCGUGGUUCGAGCCGAUGUACAUGUGGGACACGACGGACGACCAAAGGGCAGCGGUAUUGUCGCUUUCGAAACUCCUGAAGACGCCCGAAAUGCUAUUCAACAAUUCAACGGUCAUGAUUGGCAAGGUCGUACCCUCGAAGUUAGAGAGGAUCGAUUUGCUGGAAGCACUCCAUUCGGUGGCGGUGGUGGUGGCGGUGGCGGUUUCGGUGGUGGACGUGGUGGCUUCGGAGGCGGGCGUGGUGGCUUCGGAGGCGGUCGCGGCGGCUUUGGAGGCGGUUUUGGAGGCGGCCGUGGUGGAUUCGGCGGAGGACGUGGCGGAUUCGGAGGAGGAGGCUACGGCGCUGGCUCAACUGGCGGUGCUAGUGGAGGGGACUUCAACACCCCAGCUGCUCAACCAAACCCAUUUACAGACUUCGCUACCGGCGGCGGCGAUAGGGCUCCAACCAUCUUUGUCCGAAAUCUCCCAUGGUCUACGAGCAACGACGACUUGGUGGAACUAUUCACCACGAUCGGUAAGGUCGAACGUGCUGAGAUUCAGUAUGAGCCAAGCGGACGCUCUCGUGGAACCGGCGUCGUCCAAUUUGAUACAGCCGAAAAUGCCGAGACGGCCAUUUCCAAAUUCACUGGUUACCAAUAUGGUGGCCGUCCACUAGGACUUAGCUUCGUUAAAUAUACCAAUGUUAAGGGCGGCGAUGCUAUGGAGGGUACGGAACAAACUAUAUCACAGGAUCAGAUGCUUUGA